Molecule: messenger RNA, 1615 nt
Organism: Condylostylus longicornis
Lineage: Eukaryota; Metazoa; Arthropoda; Insecta; Diptera; Dolichopodidae
Product: probable serine/threonine-protein kinase DDB_G0267686
Exons: 2
Coding region: 174-812 (212 amino acids)
Source: RefSeq, a predicted model, not a curated record
AUGUCGUCGAUAUUAAUAAAAAACCAAUUAACAAUAAAGAACAUGAUGAUCCAAAUGAUUAUUUAGUAUCUUGACGUUACGAGAAAAACACAAAUUUAUAUCAACGAAAUCCCACCGAGGAAACGUUAGUGACGGGUACACCAACAUCAUUAAUAUUUAAUCAGGAACCCGAUAUGAAUCAAUUACAUGUAUUGAAAGACUGCGCCAAUCAUAAUAUUGGACAUGAAUUAGUUCCAAUUGUAACUAUGGAUCCAAAUAGUUCACAAUCAGCAAAUGCAGCUGCAGCAGCAGCAGCAGCUGCUGCGAUAGCUGCUAAUAGUUCUGGUGCAACAGCAACAACAAAUUUAAGUAGUUUAACUGGUAUCGGUAUAACUACAUCAUUAGAUGGUAGUGGUUUACUACCAGAAUCAGUUUUAGAUGGUGUUGUGCCUCAAUUAAUUCAAAUAACAACUAAUAGUGGUUUAAGUAGUAAUAAUAGUAGUUUUAUUGGUCCAGUAUCAUCAUCAACAGGACAAGCAUCAGCAUCAACAAUAACUGGUACAUUAUUACCACAACAACAAUCACAACAAGAGCAAACAUCAUUAUUUAAUUCUAAUAUUAAUACAAAUAGUAAUAAUUUAAAUACAAUUACAUCAUCUUUAAUUAAUAAUAACAAUGAUCAACAAUCAACUACAACAACUAUUAAUAAUGUAGAAUAUGAUCCAACGAAUAUUUUACAACAAUCAAUAGUCGUCCAAAAUGUUUUAACUGGUGUUUAUACAUUACCCGAGGAACCUGAAUUAGAAUCAGAAGAAAAUCAAACACCUAUCUAAAAAAAUUAAAAUAACAUUUAAAUUUAUUUAAUAAAUAUUAUUUAUUUAAUUUUAGUAUAAUAAUAAAUUAUAAUAAGGUAGAAUUUUAUAUUAAUAAAGAAAACUAUAAAAAAUUAUGAAAAUAAUUAAAAAAAAAAUUAACAAAUAAAUCUAAAUUUAUAAGUGAUAUAAAAAAAGAAAUUAAUUAAAUUAAUUUAAAAACAAAAAUUAAAAAAAAAAUAAAAAUUAAAUUAAAUCAUUUCAAGCUUGAAUUAAAAUUAAAUUAAUUUUUUACUAAUCAAAUAUAAUUUAAAUAAUUUUAUUUGCAGACAAUAUUUAUUUUUAAUCUGAACCAAUUGCCAGAUAAAAAUCCAAGUUGUCUAAAUAUAAAUUAAUUAGAACAUUCAAAUCAAUUACGUUCAAUAGCGUUUAGUCUAAACACCCUGUAACUGCGUUGGUAAUAUUUUUACGUUAAUAGAAUUAAUGUUUAAGAAAUAAGCAGAGUGCUUAAUUUUUAAAUAUAUAUACGAUAAAAAGUGAGGCUAAAUAGGAGUCCAGCAGAAUCUCCCAUAGUUUAUUAUUUAAUUUAAGUUUUAAUAAUUUCUAUCAUUUUAGGCCCAAUUUUAGUGCUAAAUAAGUCACUAACUUUAACCAGUACUUUAAGUAUUGUAUCUGGUGACUAUUUGAGGACAUUUCAUUCCGAACAUAAUAAUUAAAUUAUACCAUGAACAUUAUUAUUUGUAAUUAAUAAAGUUUUUUUUCAAUUUCGAAAUGAUUUAAUUUAAUUACAAAAGCAUAGCAUUAAAAUUCAUAUAAUGAAAUAA